Messenger RNA from Oncorhynchus masou masou (cherry salmon), 4624 nucleotides. RefSeq names its product SWI/SNF-related matrix-associated actin-dependent regulator of chromatin subfamily D member 3-like. The coding region runs from base 459 to 2120 and encodes 553 amino acids. Lineage: Eukaryota; Metazoa; Chordata; Actinopteri; Salmoniformes; Salmonidae. The transcript has 16 exons. Gene Ontology annotation, cellular component: SWI/SNF complex; nucleus. The record is from RefSeq and is a predicted model, not a curated record. Gene Ontology annotation, molecular function: transcription coregulator activity. Gene Ontology annotation, biological process: regulation of transcription by RNA polymerase II.
UGAGACUAACCUUCCCAGUCCCCUUGCUCAAACAACCAGGCACAGGCAGCCAGUCACACCGCAUGCCCUUAUCUACCAAUGGAAUGCAACAGCUGUGGCAGGGGGCCGCCAAGGGUGGGCCGGCUCGAACCCCCCUGCCGGGGCCCCCACUCCCCCUCUCCGCAGGGCUUCUACUCCUGAAAGGCAGGUUCAACUAAAAAGUGUGUUCUGAGACAGAGUGGGCGCCUCGACAGGGCUGCACUGCAAAAACACAGAGGUGGGGGAAGAGGGUUGAGAGAGAGAACGAAGGGGAGCGAGAGAGAGAGAGUCGGGGACGGCGCUCGAAAAGGAGGCGCACAAAGAGGAGGAAAGUGAAGCGAGGGAGGGGAUUUGAAAGCUCGGGUGAAGGGGGAGAGGGAAAGACAAAAGAAAGCGAGGGAGACGUAGUAGGAGCAGGGGGAAGCGAGGGGACGGCGCAAAUGGCUACGGAGGACACGGCGGGGGGAGCGCGCAAAGCCACCAAGAGCAAACUGUUUGAGUUCCUGGUCCAUGGAGUGCGUCCUGGAAUGCCAUCUGGAGCUAGGAUGCCCCACCAGGGUGCCCCCAUGGGCCCCCCCGGCCCCCCGUACAGUGGGAGCCCUACGGUGCGGCCCGGCCUGCCCACCCCGGUCAUGGAGCCCAGCCGCAAGAGACCUGCCCCCUCCCAGCAGAACCAGCAGCAGCAGAACGUACAGAACCGGGCCAGAAAGAAGCCAGUGGGAUUCCCUGGAGCCAAUGAGAUGCCAGCGAGGCAGAUGGACAUGAGAGAUGCCCAAUCAGAUCCAACGCUCGGAUCAAACGCCAAGAGAAGGAAAAUGGCAGACAAGAUUCUCCCACAGAGGAUUCGUGAGCUGGUCCCUGAGUCACAGGCUUACAUGGACCUGCUGGCCUUCGAACGUAAACUGGACCAGACCAUCAUGCGUAAACGGGUGGACAUCCAGGAAGCCCUGAAGAGACCCAUGAAGCAAAAGCGUAAACUGAGGCUGUACAUCUCCAACACCUUCAACCCUGCCAAGCCCGACGCUGACGACUCGGAUGGCAGUAUUGCAUCAUGGGAGCUGCGGGUUGAGGGGAAGCUACUAGAUGAUCCUGGGAAGCUGAAAAGGAAAUUCUCCUCUUUCUUCAAGAGCCUGGUGAUUGAGCUGGACAAAGACCUAUACGGUCCUGACAACCACCUUGUAGAGCUGCUGACCAGUAAAGCGAAGCGAUUCAGCCUUCCAAAAGACAACAUACUCAAAGGGUCGAGAGCAAGGCUGCUCGUUGAAAGUUGGCACCGCACUCCCACCACCCAGGAGACGGACGGCUUCCAGGUGAAGCGGCCAGGGGACGUGAGCGUGCGCUGCACACUGCUGCUCAUGCUGGACUACCAGCCCCCCCAGUUUAAACUGGACCCUCGUCUGGCUCGGCUGCUGGGUAUCCACACUCAGACCCGCUCCUGUAUCAUCCAGGCCCUGUGGCAGUAUGUCAAGACCAACAAGCUGCAGGACUCCCAUGACAAGGAGUACAUCAACUGUGACAAGUACUUUCAGCAGAUCUUUGACUGCCCGAGGCUCAAGUUCUCGGAGAUCCCUCAGCGUCUCACCAACCUCCUCCUGCCCCCUGACCCCAUCGUCAUCAACCACGUCAUCAGUGUGGACCCUAAUGACCAGAAGAAGACUGCAUGCUAUGACAUUGACGUGGAGGUGGAGGACCCCCUGAAGAGCCAGAUGAGCAGCUUCCUGCUCUCCACCGCCAACCAGCAGGAGAUCGCCUCAUUGGACAACAAGGUGGGACAACCACACAGGAAGGAUAGCCAAUCACAAUUACCCAAGAUGACCUUAAAGAUCCAUGAGACCAUUGAGUCCAUCAACCAGUUGAAGAUCCAGAGGGACUUUAUGCUCAGCUUCUCCAGGGAUCCUAAAGGCUACAUCCAGGACUGGCUCAAGUCCCAGAGCAGAGACCUGAAGAUGAUGACAGACGUGGUGGGGAACCCAGAGGAGGAGAGGAGGGCUGCGUUUUACCACGAGCCCUGGUCCCAGGAGGCAGUCAGUCGCUACUUCUACUGCAAGAUCCAGCAGAGGAGACAGGAGCUGGAGCAGGCCUUGGCCGUGAGGAACACCUAAACGCCAUCUCGGACGUCACGCUGCACUCUUAAUCUGACCCCAGACCUGUUUUUUUGUGUGCUUUCUUCACAUUACUGUAGUACUGUGACCCGUGGCCUCUGACCCAUCCCCAAUCGCAUGUAUCUAAAAAUAAAAAAAACUUUAACAAUCUGUUCAUCUCUGAUGGACAUGACCGGGCAUCUCUCUCCACACUCCUGGAAUCCCAGGCCCACAGUUGGUUACUUUUAAUGUCACCCACUAGCAUGUGAGUCUUUCCGUAGAGACUACAAGUAAUUGUACCAGCUCCCUGCAGAAUGAUCACUGCGUCUUGGAUCCUUCUCAUCUCAACCAGAUGGACUGAAUCCAGCAGUUCUGUACAUAAUCGAACGGUCAUAAUGGUCCACUGCAUCUCAUUCAUGAGUCCAAAGUGGCUGUUUGUAACUUACGUUUCAAGUGUCUUGACUCACACACCGUUUGGAUUGUGUCCAUUUGUUUUUAGUGUAUCAUUAGCUGUAUGGUUCAUGUGAGCCAUAUGCUCAGUGUGUGUGUGCGUGUGUGUGUGUGUGGAACCAAAUGAACACCAGCGGAAUGAAGAUUACAGUAUGAAGUAAUGGGUCGUGGGACUGGACUCAUUUCUAUUCUGAAGCCCAAAUGUUGAUGUCUGUCAUUUUAAAACAUGAAUUUGUUCAAGGUAGGCAGCUUUCAUGAAUUAGAUUUGCCCUCAUUAUAAACUAAUCUAAAAUGCAAUCUUAAGAUUAGCUUAAUUUCGUUCAACUUUCUUCUGUAAUUUACUUAAAACAAUGUAACAGUAUAAGUAGAUCUCUGUAUUAGUCCAUAUGUAUUUCAGCAGAUUGUUAAAAGGGACAAUGACAAUUAACACCAAUAUCUGCUGGCUGUAGAAAGGAUAGAUGGUGACAGGAUGAGUAAGCGCAAGGUGAAGUACUGUGGUAACACUUGGCAGCCAUAGCGUGGAGCCUUGGAGUCAGUACACCCUGUAUGCUUUUACACAGACUAGCUCUCUGUAACAAAGCACCCAGACGGACUUGUCGCAGCAAAUUGCCAUGCAAAUGAAUUAGCUUUAGUGGUUAAUUGUUUGUGCCGCUUCAUUGUCCUGUCAUAAUAACGCUACCAAAGUCAUGUCUGGGAACAGUAUUAGCUACAGAUCUCACCCAAUACUCAAGCCAGUGUUUUUAAUAUUAACGAUGGACACAUUUUUUAAUAUGAUGUAACCAACACCAAUUCCUAUGUUGAACAAUCAUGGGGCGGGCAGUGACGCUGCAGCCACAACAUCUGUACAUUGCCUGCUAUGAAAAAUGUUGGCCGGUAAACUAAUUCUAUUAUUUGAAAUGAAUGAAGAAAUGGGUCUUUGUUCAUUGUAUUUUUUUAGUUAAACAUCUAUUGUGAACUAUCUGUCCCAAAUGGAUCUGUCUGACAGUAUUUUGUCCUUGACCAUUUUGACGGAGUCACCAAAGGUCUCGAUAAAAGAGUAUUAUACUAGUUAAAAUAGACAAUGUACAAUGGUUACUGUGAUUUUGUCUCAGCUCGAUAAAGCUGUGUUACCAGUUGAAACUGAAGGGUGAAUAUGAAGACAUUUUUAAGGGAUAUGUGAAUGUAAAUAUCAUCUUUUGUCCUCCCUUGUUGGCAACUGUACAGCCUCCGACUUGUCUGUUUGUGUGUUUCGUUUAGGGAACGGCGGGACAUAUGGGGUGGGAGGGAUUGGGUUUCAUAGGUUUAAAGCUGUAGGACAGGGGUGCUAGUGUCCCUCUAUGUACACUGGGGGGGGGGUAUUUUAGGUUCUUGUUGAGUUUUAAUGGGGCAGAACCAUAGAAUUGAAUGCUGGGAGUGAUGAUGCCUCCAUCUCGCCACAUACAAGGCUUGCUCAUCUCUAACUACCACAGCAACUCCGUUCUGUGCCCUUCUAGUUUUGUGUGUGUCAUGGAAGCCUUUUCAGUUUCUGAUUUGAAAUCGACACGGCUGUCUUCUGUAACGUUCAGACUUGUGUCCUUGUUACAUUUGUUUUGUGUCAAGAUGCUCUUCAACAUGGCUGAGGGCUCCUAUACUCAGCAUAAAGAGGUUGUGUUUCAUAAAGACUUAGGCAUGCUGCAUGGACAGGUUUUAUACAUUUCAAACAGGACAUGUAAAUACCCUCACGAAUGCAUGGAAGCGGAUCUGAAGAGCACUGGAUUUGACACUAUCUUUUGUGAAUGGGGCCUUUUUCAACCAUUUGCUAAAAACCUGUAUGCUACCCAGCCAGCAUAAUGUUAUAUGCAUAUGAGAGUUUUUGUCACUACAGGUUCCAUGUAUGUCAACUUCACCAAUCAAGGGAGCAUACUAGUUGUUGUAUUCAAUUGUGUCAAUCGAUACUUGUUUGACCCAGAUGUUCUUGUAUGUUUGGCAGUCAUGGAGCAUCUUUGACUGUUGGGCACCCCUUGCUGGGCAUUCUAGAAACUACAACUCACUGACACCCUCUGUCUGACAAUGGAAACCUAUCAUUUGACUAAUAUAAAAAGACUACUUAAACUGUG